Molecule: messenger RNA, 2847 nt
Organism: Arabidopsis thaliana (thale cress)
Lineage: Eukaryota; Viridiplantae; Streptophyta; Magnoliopsida; Brassicales; Brassicaceae
Product: Leucine-rich repeat protein kinase family protein
Exons: 13
Coding region: 400-2466 (688 amino acids)
Cellular component (GO): plasma membrane
Molecular function (GO): protein serine/threonine kinase activity; protein serine kinase activity; protein kinase activity
Source: RefSeq, marked reviewed
ACAAGGAAAAACAAAAACCUGUCUUUGAAUCCAAGUCUCUCUCUCUCUCUCUUUCUCGCCACACUUCAUCAUCUCUGCUACUUUUUUUUUGUUCUCGUCUCAGUGAGUUUUCUUUGAUAGGUUUAUUGCUAAAUCAAUCAAAUAAUCUUGUCCAGUUUCACUUCUCUUUUACCAUUUCCUUGUUCCAUUCUUCAGCUUCUCUCUCUCUCGCUCUUUACUUUACUAAACUUGGUCUCUUCUUGAGCUUAUACAUCUCAUUUCUGCAGAGAGUACUUGUCAAAGAAAGUUGUCGUCUUUCUCCAGAUUCUUCUUGAGCUUAUACUGUUGAUCAUCCGUGAAAGAAUCUAGGUUCCGCUUCUUUUUUAAUGAGCCGAAUUUGAAGGAAUCUUUCAACAGACGAUGAGAUCGAAGUAUUUUUGUUCGUUAGCUCUUGUUCUUGGUCUCUUCUUCGUUUCUUGUGAUGGGUUUGCCUCUAAUGAAGUUCAAGCACUUAGAAGAUUCAAGGAAGCUAUCUAUGAGGACCCUUUGCUAGUUAUGUCUAAUUGGAAUGACCCCAAUUCAGAUCCUUGUGAUUGGACCGGCAUUUAUUGCUCUCCAUCUAAAGAUCAUGUUAUCAAGAUAAAUAUAUCCGCUUCAUCGAUAAAAGGGUUUCUUGCGCCGGAAUUGGGUCAAAUAACGUACCUGCAGGAACUAAUCCUACAUGGGAACAUUCUAAUAGGGACAAUACCUAAGGAGAUAGGAAACUUAAAGAAUCUCAAAAUCUUGGACUUGGGAAACAAUCAUCUUAUGGGACCGAUCCCUGCAGAGAUCGGGAGUUUGUCCGGCAUCAUGAUAAUCAACCUUCAGUCCAAUGGUUUGACUGGAAAGUUGCCUGCAGAGCUCGGUAACUUGAAGUACCUUAGAGAACUUCAUAUUGACAGGAAUAGGCUUCAAGGAAGUCUUCUUGUUGCUGGAGCAUCGGGCUAUCAGUCGAAAGUGUAUUCUUCAAAUUCAAGUGCAAACAUCGCUGGUUUGUGCAAAUCUUUAAAAGUAGCUGACUUUUCAUACAACUUUUUCGUGGGAAAUAUUCCAAAAUGUUUAGAAAACCUUCCAAGGACGAGCUUUCAAGGGAACUGCAUGCAAAACAAGGAUCUUAAGCAUAGAUCUUCUUCCCAAUGCGCUAAUGCACAACUGGUCAAAACUCAUGGAAGCCCGAGCGCUGCUCCUAAGCACCAAUCAGCUCAAAUGGUGGCUAAGCACCAUAGAGCAUCAAAACCUAAAUGGCUUCUAGCUCUUGAGAUAGUCACAGGGUCAAUGGUUGGUUUGCUCCUUCUGGUUGCACUUUUCUCUGCAGUUCACCGCUGGAACAAUAGAUCAACUCUCAUCAUUCCUUGGAAGAAAUCUUCAAGUGAAAAGGAAAAGUUCACAGUCUACGUAGAUUCUGAAAUGCUGAAGGAUGUUUCGAGAUUAACAAGACAAGAGCUCGAAGUGGCGUGUGAAGACUUUAGCAACAUCAUUGGUUUAUCAGCAGAUAGUCAGAUCUAUAAAGGAACGCUGAAAGGUGGGUCUGAGAUUGCGGUGAUCUCUCUUUGUGUAAAGGAAGAAGAUUGGACUGGAUAUCUUGAGCUCUAUUUCCAGAGAGAGGUUGCAGAUUUGGCUAGAUUAAACCACGAGAACACAGCGAAAUUACUUGGAUAUUGCAAAGAGAUCUCACCAUUUACAAGAAUGCUUGUUUUUGAGUAUGCAUCAAACGGAACACUAUAUGAGCACCUUCACUACGGGGAAGCGGCGUUAGUAUCGUGGGCAAGACGGAUGAAGAUUGUUAUAGGCAUCGCACGUGGUCUCAAGUACCUUCAUAUGGAACUUGAUCCUCCGUUUACAAUCUCUGAGCUGAGCUCAAACGCAAUUUAUCUCACAGAAGAUUUUACUCCCAAGCUGGUUGAUUUCGAAUGCUGGAAGACAAUUCUUGCAAGAUCAGAAAAGAAUUUGAGAAAUAUUAGUAGCCAGGGUUCGAUAUGUGUACUCCCAAACGGAAUGGAGAGCCGAUAUCUUGAUGUGUCGGGUAAUAUCUAUGCAUUCGGGAUUCUUUUGCUGGAAAUUGUCAGUGGAAGACCUCCUUAUUGCAAAGACAAAGGAUUCUUAAUUGAAUGGUUAUAUCGCACCUCAAAUGUGGUUUUUGUGGCAAAAGUUUUGAAUUUGAAACGUAUCUAUUGCAUUUUGCAGGCAAAGGAGUUCCUUGAAGCACCAGAGGCAAUGUCGGGAUUGGUGGAUCCAGAGCUGAAACAUUUUAACCAAGAAGAUCUUGAGACGGUAUGCGAAGUGGCUAGCCAAUGCUUGAACCGGGACCCAACCAACAACAACAACAAUCACAACAAGCCCUCAGUGCAAGAGCUAUGCGAGACAUUGGAGAGCAGAAUCAGUCUGUCUAUUUCAGCGGAGCUUAGAUCAUCUUCUUUGGCUUGGGCCGAGCUGGCGCUUGACUCGUGAUGAGAAUGAUGAAAGGAAAGAAAACGAGUGUUGAAUGAUGCAAUGCUAACUAACUAAAAACCAAACUCUCAACUCUGUAAAUCAAUCGACUGAUUACAACAUUUGAUAUUGUUUUUUUUUGCUCUGAUCUUGACGAGUGUGUCUGUGUUCUUGAUUAGUUUUGAGUUUUGGGUGGUUCAAAGUGUUUGUAAAUGAAGAGAUGAACAUAGUUUCUGAAAGAUUUUCUCUAUUAUUUGAAAAUCUAUGAGAGGUUGAAGAAUGUUAAUGUAGUGUGUUUGGAUCUAACCUUUAAUCUUAUAUUAUAUAGAGCAUUGUAUCUAUUGUUUGACAUGAUUAGUCUCAUUGGAAAAAGCUUCAAGGCAAUCAAUUUGAGAUCAAUAU